CUUUCGAGAGAGAAAGAGGGGCGCUGCUUCUUCGUUGGCGCUCUGCCGAGGAAUCGAAGAAGCGUGGGGAUUCGAGAUUGCCGGCGGCGAUGGGAACGUCGGUGCCUGGAGAAUCCCGCUACGGGGCUUUGGACAACCGGAGGCGGAGACUGGAGCCAUGGCACGGGCAUCGGCGUGUGUUCAAGCGGAGGGAGAGGCGGCAGAUCGACGAGUCUCGUCGCUGGGUCUAUUCCCCCCGCGAUCUCUCCGCUCUCAAGGAUAGGUUUAGGAUCGUUUCUUACAAUAUUUUGGGUGUUGAGAACGCUUCAAACCAUUUAGACCUAUACACCGGAGUUGAUCCACAUUACUUGAGCUGGGAAAGAAGAAGGAAGAAAAUAUGCAAAGAACUCCGUCAUUAUAAUGCCGGCAUUCUAUGCUUGCAAGAAGUUGAUCGAUUUAAUGAUUUGGAAAAGCUUCUUCAGAAAGAUGGUUAUACUGGUGUUUAUAAGCGACGCACUGGGGGAGCAGAAGAUGGUUGUGCCGUAUUUUGGAAAGAAGAACAAUUUUCUCUUAUACAUCAAGAAAGCAUCGAAUUUUGUAAAUAUGGACUUAGGGAGAAUGUUGCCCAGCUUUGUCUUUUUAAGGUUGGCCGCAAACAUUCAAAUGCUUCAACCGGUGAAGAUUCAGAUUCUGAAAUACCAGAGUCAAUGAUGCAGCAAACCUUACUUGUUGGAAACACACAUGUGUUGUUCAAUCCAAAUCGUGGAGAUAUCAAGCUUGGGCAGAUCCGUGUGCUUUUGGAGAGAGCACAUGCCAUAUUACAGGAAAGAGGAAAUUGUCCUGUUGUGAUUGCUGGUGAUCUGAAUAGUUUGCCACAGAGUGCAGUCUAUCAGUUUUUAUCUUCUUCACAGCUUAACAUUCUUACCUAUGACCGUAAGAAAGUUUCUGGUCAAAUUGAAUUUCCAUCAAACCAGAUACCCUUUGCCCAAAUUGGUGCCUUUAGAUCUCUUCCGGUGGUCAAGCCAAAGUUGAUGACUUAUUACUGGAGUAAGGAGGACAUUUUCCUUGCUGCUGGCACUUCAAAGUGCACCUAUCUUCAGAACCCACUAAGGCUUUCAAGUGCAUAUAAAGGAGUUCCUGGGGAUCUCAAAAUCAGAGAUCAACAUGGGGAACCUCUUGCAACUUCCUUCCACUCCAAGUUUCUGGGAACAGUUGAUUAUAUCUGGCAUUCUGCUGGACUUGUUCCUGUGGGGGUCAUAGAAACCUUGCCCGUCAAUAGUUUAAGAAAAUUGAGAGGACUUCCUAGUUUGAAAUGGGGCAGCGAUCAUCUCUCUUUAGUUUGUGAACUGGCCUUUGUAGAUGAGGAAUCCUCAUAAUGCUCACUCAUUUUUCUGAUAAAAUUUUCAGAUAUCUUUUGUAACUUGGAAACUGUAGUGGAACUCACUGGGAGUCGUGGGGAGCAUAGCAUUUUCUAGUCAGACUGAAAGAAGCUUGAAAACCAAGAGAGGUUUUUAAAGCCAAUUUAUUUACUUUAUUUGUUGACUUCCAUGUAGUGGAUCAUGUAGUUAAUCAACCAUUUAAAAGUUUUGGUUGAAAAUUGGUUAGAAAUUUUUUGCACAUUCUUGUAAACAUUGUUUUGAUCAAGACUAGCACUAACGUUAGCAAUCAAAAUAAUGUCAUUUAAUGCCCCAUGAUGGACGAGAAAUCAUUUUUCUCUUGAAUAAAAA
Molecule: messenger RNA, 1706 nt
Organism: Dioscorea cayenensis subsp. rotundata (Guinea yam)
Lineage: Eukaryota; Viridiplantae; Streptophyta; Magnoliopsida; Dioscoreales; Dioscoreaceae
Product: carbon catabolite repressor protein 4 homolog 5
Exons: 15
Coding region: 90-1355 (421 amino acids)
Molecular function (GO): 3'-5'-RNA exonuclease activity
Source: RefSeq, a predicted model, not a curated record